Messenger RNA from Exophiala mesophila, 1966 nucleotides. RefSeq lists its product as hypothetical. The coding region runs from base 692 to 1966 and encodes 424 amino acids. Gene Ontology annotation, biological process: transmembrane transport. The record is from RefSeq and is a predicted model, not a curated record. NCBI's taxonomy places the organism in Eukaryota, Fungi, Ascomycota, Eurotiomycetes, Chaetothyriales, Herpotrichiellaceae. The transcript is spliced from 2 exons. Gene Ontology annotation, molecular function: transmembrane transporter activity. Gene Ontology annotation, cellular component: fungal-type vacuole membrane.
AUUCAUUCUUGUCUUGAUUGUGAUCUAGAUGUGCAUAUAUGAUAUUCAUUCCUGACUAAUAACGAGUCUUGGAAUCACUCCCUACUAGCACUACCAAUCAUCAUACUGGUUCAGUCAACGCUCGCACAAUCAAGAGUCAACAGGCACACGACCCAUGUAUUCGGUGAACCAAUGAGUACAUUGCGAAAAGAUAACGAUAUCGACGACGAGCAUCAACAGGCCCGUCAACCAUGUCCGCCCUGGUAAAACCUCUGUCUUGGUUCUACCAUGAAUUCGGAAUUGUGUCCAUCCACUCCACAGGGCUCAAUGCCUACUUGAUCAUCCUGGCCAGGACGGUGCGCAUGUUUGCCUAUGGCACCAACUCAUUGAUCUUAGCCAUCUUCUUCUCCUCGUUAUCCUACUCAGACCACCAAAUUGGCAUUUUCAUGACCUUGACCCUACUGGGCGAUGUGUUUCUCGGCACGUUCCUCACCCUGAUCGCCGACCGAGUCGGGCGGCGAAAGGUUCUGCUGAGCGGAUCCUUUCUCAUGGUCCUCAGUGGCAUCGUGUUUGCCGUCUUUGAGAAUUUCUGGAUUCUAUUGCUUGCUGCCGUUCUAGGCGUCAUCAGUAUCACCGGUGGUGAUUUCGGUCCAUUUCGCAGUAUUGAGGAGUAAGUUUGCAAAGGUCUCCCUUAUCUCUCCAUCCACGCAUCAUGCAUGCAUUCAUCGUCUGUUCUACCGGUUCACUACUCAGACUGAUUCAUCCCAGAUCCGUACUCUCGCAAUUAACAACGCCAUCGACUCGAGCGGACGUACUGGCGUGGUAUGUCACCACCUCGAGUCUAGGAUCUAGCAUUGGAAGUGAAGCCUCAGGCCGGUUCAUCCAGGCUUUGAAGAACCGCGACGGCUGGUCCGAUGUCGAAAUCUACCACUCACUGUUCUGGGUGUAUGCAAUCAUGGGUGUGAUAAACGCUUUACUGGUCUUGUCGCUGAGUUCGGCAUGCGAAUUGCAGUCCAGCGAUUCAGCUGAGUCGUACACACAAGUACCUCAGGACGAGAAUGAUAACGAUAUUGACAAUGAUAAUGACCGUGAUACCCAGCGGCACCACACCUCAGCCGCCCGCCUCGAUGAGGCUAAUCUCUCCACUCUAUCCGAUGCAACCACAUCACAACCAGGGUGGUGGCAUCGAAUUCAGUCUUGGUUCUCGACUAGACUGACUCAAAUCUCGCGGCCAACACGACAUAUCAUGUACAAGUUGUGGUUUAUGUUGGUGAUAGACUCACUAGCUGAUGGGAUGGUGCCGUACUCGCUGACCAACUACUACAUGGACACCAAGUUCCAUCCGGCCAAGUCGACGCUGGGGGACAUCACAUCAGUGGCAUACUUUUUCGGUGCGUUCGGAGCAGUGUUUGCCGGACCUCUGGCGCGCAAGAUCGGGCUCAUUAACACCAUGGUCUUCACACACGUGCCGUCGUCAGCCGCAGUCUUGUUGUUCCCACUGCCUUCUCGGCUGUGGCUCACCGCGGCCUUGCUCAUGGUGCGCGCCGGCCUCAACAAUAUGGACCAGGCCCCGCGUUCCGCUUUCAUCGCUGCUGUUGUCCUUCCUGCCGAACGAACUGCCGUCAUGGGCAUCACCAGCAUGCUGCGCACAUUGGCCUCUAUGGCAGGUCCUACCCUCACCGGUGUUUUGGCCGCCAACGACCAUUUCUGGAUCGCCUUUGUCGCUGCCGGAAUCUGUCGCUUGGUCUACGACUUUGGUCUCUACGCCUUGUUUGUCAAUGUCAAGGUCGACCAGGGUCAAGGUCCAGAUGCAGAAAAGGAUCAUCCCGGAUCCAGGCCGAGAGAUGAAGAGGACGGCGAUAUGAGUUUGGAGAUGGAUAGUUUGGUGGACAGUGAGGACGGUCGUGGAAGCCCAAGUGCCAGUCCACAUACGGAUCUUGUUGUUGAUGACGAUGGUAAAACGAGACCCAACCAGCCUCUCUCAUAA